AUGAACCAAGCAAUUCUGGAAGGCCUGAAGAGGAGAAUCUCAGGCGCACAUGGUGCCUGGGUGGACGAGCUUCUCAGCGUCCUGUGGGCAAUGCGAACGUCUCCCAAAACUGCCUCGGGAGAGUCUCCGUUUAGCCUGACGUUCAGGACCGAGGCGGUCCUUCCGCCCGAGAUGUUAUUCCCGACCCUGCGCACCUCCAAUUAUGAGCAAGGAGACUCUGAGGAGGGACUCCGGGCAAACUUGGAUCUCCUCGAGGAAAGGAGAGCUAGGGCACAUCUACGCGCCUUGGCAUACAAGAAGGUGGCAGCUCGGAUAUACAAUCGAAGGGUCCGUCCACGACCAAUCCAGGUCAGGGACCUCGUCCUCUGA
Musa acuminata AAA Group (dessert banana) is the source of this 369-nucleotide messenger RNA. RefSeq lists its product as uncharacterized. The record is from RefSeq and is a predicted model, not a curated record. Bases 1 to 369 code for a protein of 122 amino acids. The transcript has a single exon. Gene Ontology annotation, molecular function: nucleic acid binding. NCBI's taxonomy places the organism in Eukaryota, Viridiplantae, Streptophyta, Magnoliopsida, Zingiberales, Musaceae.